CCAUUUACUUCUCUCUUUACCCAAAACUUACAUUUCCAUUUCCUCUUCAACUUUUACCAUUUUUUUCCCCUCUCAUCUUUGCUAGAUUAUGCAAUGAGGGUUUUUGUUGUAGAUUAGAAAAAACUUGUAUAUAAAUUUGAUAUUAGAAGAAUAUUAAAUAUAAUUUAGGGGGAAAAUGGGACAACAAACGUUGAUCUACAGCUUUGUGGCAAGAGGAACUGUGAUAUUAGCAGAAUAUACAGAAUUUACAGGCAAUUUCACCACCAUUGCUGCUCAAUGCCUUCAAAAGCUCCCUGCUUCCAAUAACAAAUUCACCUACAAUUGUGAUGGCCAUACCUUCAAUUACCAUGUUGACAAUGGAUUCACAUACUGCGUGGUUGCAGCCGAAGCUGCAGGUAGACAACUUCCAAUUGCAUUCUUAGAAAGAGUCAAGGAGGACUUCAACAAAAGAUAUGGUGGUGGAAAAGCAGCAACCGCUAAUGCUAAGGGCCUUAACAAAGAAUUUGGGCCUAAACUAAAAGAACACAUGAAAUAUUGUGUGGAGCAUCCAGAAGAAAUCAACAGGCUUGCAAAGGUUAAAGCUCAAGUUUCUGAAGUCAAAGGAGUGAUGAUGGAAAACAUUGAGAAGGUAAUUAAGGCAGCUUAUAGCUUCCAACUUAAUAAGUACUUGACCGAGGCGAGAAGAUUGAGUUACUAGUUGAUAAAACUGAGAAUCUUCGAUCUCAGGCUCAAGAUUUUAGGACUCAAGGGACUAAAAUGAAAAGGAAGAUGUGGAUUCAGAAUAUGAAGAUAAAACUCAUAGCAUUUGGCAUCGUUUUUGUUAUUAUUCUAAUCAUUGUUUUAACCAUCUGCCCUCGUUUCCAAUGUUGAACAUGUCUUGGACAUGAUAUCCUUUUUCUUUUCCUUUCAUUUUUUUUUUUUUUUUUUUUUGGGUCAUUGAUACAUUUCUUAGAAUUAGAUUAUAUUUGUUUUGUAAUUAUAAAACGUUUCCGAAGCUACUUAAUUCCUAUGGCUCCGUGAGUUAGAAUUUCAUUUGUACUACUUAUCAAUUCGAGGCAACAAU
Messenger RNA from Oldenlandia corymbosa var. corymbosa, 1063 nucleotides. Lineage: Eukaryota; Viridiplantae; Streptophyta; Magnoliopsida; Gentianales; Rubiaceae. The record is from the annotation of a GenBank genome assembly.